Molecule: messenger RNA, 2022 nt
Organism: Solanum dulcamara
Lineage: Eukaryota; Viridiplantae; Streptophyta; Magnoliopsida; Solanales; Solanaceae
Exons: 5
Coding region: 449-1480 (343 amino acids)
Molecular function (GO): RNA binding
Source: RefSeq, a predicted model, not a curated record
AUUUGUGUAGAUUCUCUCUUGUAUAAACAUUAACCCUUUACCAACAAACACACAUUACCCUUUUCCCCUCAUUCUUCUCCUUUCUCUUCCUCUUCCUCACUUUUCGUUUGCACUGUGGUCGUGGUUUGCACCAAUCAUCGUUCUCAUUGAAACCCUAAGUUCGGCACUCUUUUUUUCUUUUCAGGAUAGAGAUUAAAAAAAACACAGCAAAGCGGUUUUCUAGGGUUUGGAUUUAUGUCCUACAAUCAAUCAAGGUCUGACACUCGCGAGUCGUCUCAGAAGAGAACCGGCCGAUCCGGUAGCUUUAAUCAGCACCGCGGCGGGAGAGGAAGUGGUGGUGGUGGUGGAGGCGCCGCCUCUCCUCCUGUUUCUUCAACCUCCAAUCCAUCUUUGACUUCUAAUAGAAGCUGGUUUGAAUUAGUAGCUCAGUUCAAAGUCCAGGUAGAAAAUGGAUAUUGAAGUUGAUCAUUAUGUUGCUUUGGGUUUACCCUCUGGUGUGGAAGGGACCAAAUUUUCUGAGAAAGACAUAUCUAAAGCCUAUAAGAAGAAAGCAUUAGAGUUGCAUCCAGACAAGAGGCCCGAUGACCCAAAUGCUCACUUGAACUUUCAAAAGCUGAAGACAUCAUACGAGAUUCUCAAGGAUGAGAAAGCUAGGAAGUUAUUUGAUGAUCUACUUCGUGUGAAACGUGAGAAGAUCCAACGCCAAUCACAACACGAUUCAAAGCGUAGAAAGAUGAUGUCAGAUCUCGAUGCAAGAGAGCGUGCUGCUUUUUCACCUGAUGCCAGUGUUCUAGCUCGAGAAGAAGAGGAACAAAUUGCUAGAAAACUUAAGGAGGAAAUUGCCCGAAUUCGUGCAAUGCAUUCAAAGAAAGUGUUUACUCCUAUAGAUCCUUCACAGAAAGAGGCACAUGCUAGAGCUAAGGAGAGUAGUGCAGAAGGCAAGGGGAGUAGUGUAGACAAGGAAAAGGUGCUUAAGGUAUCUUGGGAGAAGAUCGAUGAAGAUUAUACUGCCCAAAGACUUAGAGAAUUGUUUAGUGAGUUUGGUGAGGUUGAAGAUGUAGUAAUCAAGAGCUCUAAGAAGAAAGGCUCUGCUCUUGUUGUCAUGUCAUCUAAGGAUGCAGCUAAAGCUUCGCGUGGAAAUGUGUUGGGGGAUCUAUCAAAUCCUCUCUUAAUUGUGCCUCUCCAACCUCCAAUGCCAUCUCCAUUUUCUAACACUGAGAAAAAUGGAGAAUCUGAGGGCCCAAGUUUGAGUAAUCUUGUAGGUGCUGGAUACCAGAAAUUUGAAGACUCAGUAUUGGAAAAGAUGAGAAAGAGUUUUUUUGGUAAGGUAAAUAAUUUAUUAACAUUGGCGAGACUCCAUAUACAAGCCAAUGGUCAUAUACCAAAAGAAGAGACUCUACGUCAGAUAUGGUUCUCACAAAAGAGGUCCAAUCCUCUAUACAAGAAGGGAUCUCGUAAGUACACCAAAGAAACUAUUUGACCCGAUCCCUCACAGUUGUCAACCGUUAACCGAAAGUCCACAACUUUUGCAGGGAAUUAAUGUGUCACAUGUUAUGUGAUUUUAAUGCUUCCAUAAAGUUAUCAAUGUUCUAAUAAUGUGAUCAGGAUGCAGCACUCGGGGUACUAAAUGGAGAGGAAACAAAAAUAUAAGCAGAUUGUAAUGCAGAAGAUUCCUGAAGUGUGUACUUGAGAUCCUCUCCUACUUUGUCAUGUUCACAAAUACAUACUCCCAUUUGUGGAUUUUGAACUGCCCUCUGGGUUCUAGAGAUUGUCGAGGUGAAUUAGCAGUCAACCUUGAUGUAAGAACAAGCAUAUAACAUGUAGAAAUGGUUAAUACCUUGCCAAAUUUAAUGUGACAUAGUCAAUAUGGUAAGGUCUUAAAUUGAAAAAGGAGAGGUCUUAAAUCUCAUUUUCUUUUUAUUCCUCAUUGUUGUGUAGUUACUAGUAGAUGUACGGACUCAUUAGUUGUUAACAUUUAUUCUUGUGGUAGCACUAGAUAAUGUUAUUGGGGAAAUUGAUUGA